AUGAAGCAAGCAGCCAAAAACAAAUACUCUAACUAUAGAGGUCUUAAUUCAAUAUCUUCUAAUAUAACAACUUCUAACAAUCGAACAUCUUCGAAUAUAGCAACAGCAUCCAAUAAAACAACUUCUAACAAUAUUUAUUCAAAAAUUGGGAACGGUCAAGGCACCACGCUUAUAAAAAAUAUGGCGUUAGAUCAAUUAUAUUAUGGAGAAAUGAUUGUUGGGAAUCAAAAAUUUAAUAUGCUUCUAGAUUCUGGAUCUUCACCUUUCUGGAUUCCAAAUAAGAAUUGUACUUCUGCUGCUUGUCAAAUUCAUAAAUAUGAUUCAAGUAAAUCACCAACUUUUAAACCAGAAGGUAAUCCAUGGUCUAUCUUCUAUCAAACUGGUACUGUUUCUGGUGUUACCGGAAUAGAUAAUGUUCAAAUUGGACACAUUAUUGAUACUGAACCUGAUGAUUUUAUAUCAUUAGAAAAUGAUGGACUUUGUGGACUAGCAUUUGACGAGUUGAACAUCAUGAAUAAUGGUGCUCCAACAGUAAUCUCUACUUUAAUUACACAAAAGAAAAUUAAUGCAAUUUUUAAUGAUGCAAAGGUUAAUAACAAUCCAAUGUCGUUUUCUGGAAAGCUUGCACUCAUUGACACUGGCAUUACAACUAUGUUAAUACCGCCAAAUGAUGCUGAAGCAAUUCAUGAACAAAUUCCAGGAUUUGAAUAUGAUAGUCAAGAUGGUGUCUACAUUAUCCCAUGCGAUACCACUGCUAUUGUUUCUCUUAAAUUUGGAGGUGUUGAUUAUGAAAUUCCAUCCAGGGAUUUGAUUUUUUUACGAAUAUCUAGCACUCAAUGUGUAUCAUCCAUUUGA
Molecule: messenger RNA, 855 nt
Organism: Dentiscutata heterogama
Lineage: Eukaryota; Fungi; Glomeromycota; Glomeromycetes; Diversisporales; Gigasporaceae
Source: the annotation of a GenBank genome assembly